GACUCCUGCCAGGACACUUACACGCUCGGCGACUGGGAGGACUGGGGCGCCUGCACGGACAUCUCCUGCGGGAUCGGCCGCAGGCAGCGCAGGAGGUCCACGUGCGAGCGAUCGAAGGACGAGGGGUGCAAAGGCACCCUGGCAGAGUUGCAGCCCUGCAGCACCAACGGGACGGUGGAGACUUCUCGGAGGCUGCAUCAGUCCUACGGGGACGAAGAGUGCCCGACCCCGCAGGAUUGCGCCUGGGGCGACUGGGACGAGUGGAGCGAAUGCUCCUGCUCCUGUAACGGCGGGCACCACUACCGGACCAGAGAGGUCGUGGCGAUGCCGAGCCACGGGGGCAGGGCCUGCGAGGCCCUCAGCAGCGAGCAG
This is a messenger RNA of Prorocentrum cordatum, 372 nucleotides long. The record is from the annotation of a GenBank genome assembly. NCBI's taxonomy places the organism in Eukaryota, Dinophyceae, Prorocentrales, Prorocentraceae.